This is a messenger RNA of Exaiptasia diaphana, 6463 nucleotides long. Its product is annotated as multiple PDZ domain protein. NCBI's taxonomy places the organism in Eukaryota, Metazoa, Cnidaria, Anthozoa, Actiniaria, Aiptasiidae. The record is from RefSeq and is a predicted model, not a curated record. Gene Ontology annotation, molecular function: protein binding.
UGUAAACCACGAAAAGAAUGUUGCUGAAAUUAUGUUUUUUUUUCUCCUUAUUUCUUUGAUUUAAGCUGAUAUUACUUCAAAGUAAUGCUAACAGAUAUGUGAUCUUACGCUAGAGGAUAAAUUUGGCGAAGAAAUUUCCUUAAAUUCGACAAGGAAGAUCCUGGUGCGAGAGAAGAGAAUCUCACUUGGUGAUAUUAAUACAAAAUUGGAAUUUAUGCCGAUGACUUAGAAAAAAUGCCGAAUACUGAAGAAACAACCAAAGCAGUUGAAAUCAUUGAUGGAUUUCAAAAGAAACUUAAGUCACAAGGAGACAAAGAAAGCACUGAUGAAUUGGAAAAAAUCAARAUAAUGCUAGAAAGCCCUCUCUUCCAACAACUCUUGGUUAUUCAACAAUCAAUCCGAGAUCUMAAUGAAAAGUUACACAGUUCAUCUCCCGAGGCCAUCAGUGAUUUUGAAUUUUCACCAACAGGGGAAUUAAUAUUUUCUAAUGAUGAUGACUAYAAUGAUGUAAACGAAGAGAGARGGGAAUUUACUGAAGUUGAAGCCGUUGCAUUAAAUUCUGAACCUGAACUUCCUGAUAAUGACUUUGAUUCUGAAGAAAACCRUGAAAGGAUUAUAAGUGCAAUUUCUCAAUCAAACCAUGCUUCAGACCCAGAGUUUGUCUCUACUGUUGAAGCUUUGGCACAAGGAAGGGAAGUGGAAGUAGUGGAUCUUGUAAAACCUGAGAAGGGUGGUCUGGGGUUCAGUGUUGUUGGYUUGAAGAGYGAGAAUCGUGGAGAACUUGGGAUCUUUAUUCAAGAGAUUCAGCCAAAUGGAGUUGCAAAAAGAGAUGGACGUCUUUAUGAGAGUGACCAGAUCCUCUGCAUUGAUGGUCAAGUUCUUGAUAGUGACGUUUCSCACCAAGAGGCUAUAGGAAUGCUACAGAAGACMCAAGGACAUGUUGAACUAAUCGUUGCAAGAGGAGGUGUUCCAAGGCCUGAUAAUCUAUCAAGAACUACRYCKGGWGGAAGCUCAGUGAUAUCUAGGACUCCAUCGAAUUUGAGUUCUGUGUCACAAAACACUGAACAAGAAGUACCACCUGCCAAUCAAGUACAGGUGCCAGAGAUUGAAGAAGCAUCUUAUACACGACACAUAGAAACAGUUAUGCUUCAUAACGAUGGAGGUGGACUGGGCUUUGGUAUAGUUGGUGGGCGGAGUUCAGGGGUGUCAAUCAAGACUAUUCUUCCAGGAGGAGUUGCUGAUAGGGAUGGCCGUCUUCAAGAAGGGGAUCAAAUCAUGCAAAUAGGAGAUGUCAAUGUUGGAGGAAUGGGAAGCGAACAAGUUGCUCAAGUGUUGCGUAAAGCUGACCAACAUGUCAAGUUAGUAGUGUCGAGAAUGGUGAAAGAGCCUCCUUCUGCUGCUGAUGACACUCCGUAUUUUGAAGAGGGUGAUCAAAAUGUUGAAACGUUUGAUAUUGAAUUGGCAAAAGGAACUAAAGGGCUUGGCAUAACAAUUGCUGGCUACGUUGGAGAAAAUACUUCAGAUCAAUUAUCGGGUAUUUUUAUCAAGAGCAUCAUCGAAGGCAGCACAGCUGAAAGCGAUGGAAGACUAAAAGUGAAUGACCAGAUCAUUGAAGUUGAUAAUGUUAGCUUACAUGGCAAAGACAAUCAAGAAGCCGUUGAAAUUCUUAAGAAGACGGGCCCGGUUGUGAGACUUAAAGUUGCGCGACAUAUACUACAGAACAACGAGUCUACCCUACUAGAGUCUCCAGUUUCAAGACCAGACGUUUUGCCUGCUGUACCYAGUGUAGAAGUCACUGAAGCUGACGCCGAAUCAAGUGUACAAGAUGAAGAGGACGAACUCCAAAAAGAUCUCCAAACCUUAGACACCGAAGCCAUCAAGCAGCAUUACAGGACUAUGAUUGGCGAAGAUGUUGASAUCCUUGUCGCAGAGAUGAAGAARACAAGUCCKUCUGGUGGACUGGGAAUUAGUCUUGAAGGAACUCAGUAUCCACAUGAUGGAUCACCACCAUGGCAUAGAGUUCACACGGUCAACCCUAAAGGACCGGUUGGUGUUGAUGGAACUAUUAAACCAGGAGACCACUUGAUAGAAGUAAACGGUAUUGGAGUACUSGAUUUGGGACACAGUGAAGUAGUAACCCUAAUUCAGUCCCUGCCAGUAGAGUUUCGAUUAGUUGUCGCGAGGCGAAAGGACGCUUUGGCGAAUGAAAGUAAUGUUMUAACACCUGAACAAGUGGAAGCACUGGAAAGCGGAGCACCAGGAUUUGAAGCUCCAAGUAUUGGCAGACGUCAAGACGAAGCUGCUGAGUCUGUUAAUACAAUUCAGUCAACCAGCGGUCAGUCCAUGUGGUCUGAUAAAGUCGAAUUUGUGAAGCUACAGAAAGAAGAGAAGGGACUUGGAUUUAGCAUCCUUGACUAUCAGGAUCCCUCCAACCCCGAGCAAACAGUAAUUGUCAUACGYAGUCUUGUCAAUGGAGGAGUCGCUGAGCAUGAUGGGAGGCUACAUCCGGGAGAUAGAUUAAUGUCUGUCAAUGACGUAAACCUGGAGCAUGCSUCAUUGGAACAUGCUGUACAAACGCUGAAAGGCACUAAGAAAGGCGAAGUGGUUAUAGGCGUGGCCAAGCCAGUCCCAGUUCCCGACGAUUUUGAUGACGAGAGCAACUUUGGCGAAUCACCGCCCGACUCAACGAGGGCAUUAAUGCUUAAUAUUGAUAAUGAAGAGCGAGAAGGCAGAGCAGAUAUCAGCCUCAAUGAUACAAUAGAAAAAGUCAAAAAAGACGACGGAGCAGAAUCAGAUAGUGACCAUUCUUCUAAGUUUGAUUUUGGUCCGCCAUUACUGUUCUCUGGUGAUUCGAUUGAUAUUGACAAUCUACCAGACAAGGUUCAAUCGCGACUGGAAACCAUUACCAUCAGACGACAACAGGUUGGMAAGCUAGGAAUCACUUUAAAAGGAGAUGAAGGCGAUGAUUACGGUUGCGUUAUCAAGUCAAUUUUACAGGGYGGGGCGGUUGGACGUGAUGGACGUAUGGGGGUUGGUGACCAGAUUGUUGCUAUUAACGACCAGAGUCUGCUUGGGCUUACUAGCCAYGAAGCAAGAUCGGUUUUACGUAAGCAGUCACUUCAAAAAGAUAUCAGCUUUUCGUUCAUCCGAAGUGACAUGAACGCCGCUGAACGAAGUAUACAGCAGUCACCCACUACCUUCAAGGACGACGAUAGCUCGAUAUCAUCAGACGAUUCACAAGGAUUCGCCAUCGAGCAAGACGUACAGGAGAAAAGCGCAGAAGAAACACAGGCAGCCCAACAGAAUGAUUCCUACACUACACCGUUCGAUGUACCAUUUGACGCAGAAGACGUCCGCGUCGUYGAGAUUGUCCGUGAGCCUGAYAGUGGUCURGGAAUUAGUAUCGUUGGGGGUAAAGGAGACGCGGGAGGACGGGGACCGAAAGGGAUCUUCAUACGUCACGUGUUAGAGUCCAGUACUGCCGGCCGACUUGGGAUGUUGAAAGCUGGUGAUCAGAUUCUUGAGACGGAUGCUACAGUCACACCAGUCAAUGUCACCACAGCCAGGACUUCUCCACCUCCCACAACAUUCCCGGAUGAAGAUGACUUCAAGAAACACAUCCCUAUCCCAUCAAAGAACCUCUCUGUGGACGAAGAUGACGUCAUUGAACACGUGAUCGACCCGAAUGUCUUCCAAGAUUAUAAGAUAACUUUACAAUCUGAGUCAGGGGGAUCAACCUAUCAGGGGGAUACUGGGUUAAGAGAUCUCAAGAGGAAGUACCCUGACGUUACUGGCCAUUACUUGAUCGUUGACCUGCAUAAAGGCAACACAGGAUUAGGAUUGAGUAUCGCGGGCGGCAAGGGAGCGGCUGUCAAUCGUAUCUUUGUAGUUGACGUCAAACCAGGAGGACCCGCCGAGCGCGAUGGCCGAAUCAUUCAAGGUGACGAAAUCCUCGAAGUCAACCAAAUAUCUGUACGYGGACUGUCUCAUUACCAGGCCUCCGCGAUCCUCAAGAGUACUUCUUCAGACGUCGAGCUGAUUCUUGGCAGGUCACGUGAGGCGGCAGAAUUCAUGGCGUCCAAUGAAAUUGAAGAAAAACCGCUGAAUAUUCAACCAGUAGCAAGUWCCUCUGUUGAAGCCACGCUAGCCGACGAAUUCGAGGCACAGCCAAGUCCUAGCUCGUCACGGAGCUCUGAGAUUCGAUCCAUUCCUCCGCCCAUUGCUCCUAAACCUAAUCCCCCUCCUAAGCCCAAUCUCCCGGCUGUGGAUCCUAAAAAUGUCUCAAGACCCAGUCCUCCUCCUGUUGCUCCUAAGCCCAAUCCCCCGCCUGUUGCUGCAAAGACGGUGUCUCCUACAUUACUUGCUGAAYUGUCAGGAGGACAACACGUGGAGUAUAUAAACAUGGUUAAGGGUCCAACUGGUCUUGGAUUCGCUGUGGUGGAAGGUCCUGGAUUCAGAGAAGGCGAGAAAGGAAUAUUUGUGAAGAGUGUCACAGAAGGAGGAGCAGCCGAUAAGGACGGUCGACUUAGAAAGGGCGACCAGCUUAUUGCCGUCGAUAACCAAGCAGUUGUUGGACUCUCGCAUGCCGAGGCUGUGGGGAUACUCAAAAAAACACAAGGAGAAGUGUCCCUUGUUGUUGCUAGGAGACAGCAAAUCACAGCGCCUCCUCAACCAGUUCCUACGAUAGCUAUACCGGAAGUKACAGAAGAAAUCCCAGCCCGACUCUCACCCAGGGCCUCUCCAGUUCCCUCGCCUUUGACAACAACUGUGUUUGUACCAGACCCUCGAAGAGCACCAAUAAUUCCCGGCCAAGAAUGUCUGAUCGAAAUCCCUAAAGGAACAACGGGACUGGGACUAAGUAUCGUUGGUGGUGCUGACACGUUAUUGGGAGCUAUUGUUAUCCAUGAAGUGUAUGAGGACGGAGCUGCUGCCAAAGACGGUCGACUGUGGGCAGGGGAUCAGAUACUGGAGGUGAAUAACGCUGACUUACGCGAAGCAACCCAUGACAUGGCAAUCAACGCUCUGCGGCAGACACCAGCUAUUGUCAGGCUUAAAGUACUGCGUGACGAGUCUCAAUUCAAAGAUGAAGAUGCUUUUGAUUUUAUAACUGUUGAGUUAUUGAAGGUUCCWGGUCAGGGUCUCGGGAUCAGUAUUGUUGGCAGAAGGAAUGAUACUGGUGUUUUCAUAUCUGAUGUGGUCAAAGGUGGUGUUGCAGAAAGAGAUGGUCGUGUCUUCCCAGGUGACCAAAUUCUUGCCGUCAAUGGAGAAGAUCUAAGAAAUGCAACACAGGACAUUGCAGCUAGUUUGCUGAAGUUUUUAGACUUAGACUUGAUUCCUGACCCAGCUCGAACACAAAUCGAACUGUCAUCAGCGCCGAGUCUACCACCAAUAAGCUCGUCACCAACCUCCUCCGCCGUCUUGGAGACCGAAACGACGCAGUCUGAUGACGAAGAAGCAUCUAUUCCGCCUCAGACCAAAAUAAUCGAGCUUGAGCGUGGUCCAGAGGGWCUGGGCUUUAGCAUUGUGGGAGGUCAUGGGAGUCCUCAUGGUGACUUGCCUAUCUACGUCAAGACUGUCUUCCCUACAGGCGCAGCGGCCCGYGAUGGCCGACUUAAGCGAGGAGAUCAAAUAAUUGCUGUCAACGGGCAAAGUCUUGUGGGAGUUUCACACGAGUCAGCGGUAUCUCAACUCAAGAAAACACGGGGGAAGAUCAUCCUGACUUUGUUGUCAGAUGGCCGACUUAAGCGAGGAGAUCAAAUAAUUGCUGUCAACGGGCAAAGUCUUGUGGGAGUUUCACACGAGUCAGCGGUAUCUCAACUCAAGAAAACACGGGGGAAAAUCAUCCUGACUUUGUUGUCAUAGAAACGUCAUGAACUUGGAGUCAGACUGAACACUGUAAUACUUGGGUCGACAUUAUACAACUUGUUAUUGAGAACAAUUAUUGGGAUCCCUGUACUAGAACGAACAUGGUUGCACACCACCGCACAGGAAUCCCGAGAGAGUAGCAUUGAAUCCAUAACUAAUUUGUAUCAAAUGUGACGAAACGUUCACUGUAUUCUAUUUAUCGAUUUAUUUGUUCUAAGAGACGCCGAGGGUUUUUUUGGGAAGGUUAUAAAAUACAUCGAAUCUAUGUUUGGUGUUCAACAUUACAAUCGAUAAAUAUGAAGUAGUGAAGAAGCCUAUAUCGUGAGGUUGUAAAUACAUUUUCAUAGUUAAUAAUUCAAACAAUUGAGGUGGAUUUUCAUAAAUCCGAUUUCACACACUACCCGUUAUUGCUUUUUAUUGUUCAAGAUUUUCUUGGUCUUUUCGAUGUUUCUUACACUUUGUUUCAUGGAUUUCUGAAAAUAUAUCUUUCUUUUUUAAAAAAAUCAAAUUAUGUCAGUUUUAGUUCCCAUACCUAUGUCAACAAAUCACACAAUAAUAAAUAUUUGAAGCAAAUAAACUUUGAGUUCUUUCAUUAUAA